Molecule: messenger RNA, 8823 nt
Organism: Paramuricea clavata
Lineage: Eukaryota; Metazoa; Cnidaria; Anthozoa; Malacalcyonacea; Plexauridae
Source: the annotation of a GenBank genome assembly
AUGUCGACGUAUAAUGUUAAUAAUGCUAUGAUGAUGAUGAAUCCUGGCCAUGUACAACGAUUAAAUAAGGAUACUUCGACGAGACGUGGUUCUAUAGAUUUUCUAGGCUUACCUAGCAGUCAAUCGGAUGAGAGCUUACGGCAUUCAAAUUCCUAUCCACAGCUCAAUUAUAAUACCAAAACAGAGCGAAGUAGAUCUCUGCCUAACUUAACAGAAUUAGACAAUAUUUUAGUGGUUUUGACCAAUCGGCAAGCCGAAAAAUUGAACUUUGACACUAACUUUAUAACAACAAAACUUAAUGACCCAAGAAUUGUUUGGCGUAACGGCACUGUUUCGCCUAAGCACUGUUUUGCCUAUAAGCAUUGUUUCGCCUACACGCAUUCCGCGCAUUCUUUCGGUAGCAUAAAAGCAACCUAUAUUUUCGAAAUUUGUCACCACCUGUUGAUUCCUAUACGGAUGAAACAGACUGUAGUGGGUUUUUGAGGUAAAACGAAAAACUAUAUUACGCUCUAUGUCUAUGUGAUAUUGAGCACUGUUUGUGUUUUGUAAACCAAAAACUUAAGAUAUAGCCUAUAUAUAUAUAGGAGCGGGUAAAACAAAACUUGUGAACACUCACAGUGUCGCAUACAGAGAUUCAGAAACUUUGAUAAAGCUUAUUGACCCAGGUAGAGUUCAGCAUUCAUAUACCGGGUGUCCCAAAAAAAAGUACUCCUGUUUGAUUUGUUAUAACUUCUAAACAAGUAAAGCUUUUAAAGAGAAAUAGAGGAAGGACUAACUUAGAUUUUGAUAUAUUACAGUUGUAUUUCACGUAAAAAUUAACGGAGAUAUUAAUGUUUAAAAUCGGGAGCAUAUUUCUGGAUGUGUCUGAAAUAUGCAAAAAACGGCGUAUCAAAUAUUAAUCAAAGAUUUGCCCGACUAUAAAACAUGCACUAUUACCAGUAAAUAAAUGACACUUGACAAAUUGUUUAUUAUGAAACAAAGUAUUAUUAUCUACAAAAUACAAGCAAGAUAUAUUCGUCCGAAAUCCGCGUGUGCAUGUUGCUAGCACGAAUACGUUUCCUUAUUUCAUGAGGCCACUCACGGUAUCGCGAAUAAUCGUCAUGGAUCGUUCGUAGUUCUGAAUUAGGGCAUGCUGUCACAAUGGAAUUGUGAAGCUCUUCUAACUUUUGCAACGUUUUGAAAUUUUGUUAAGAACACCCAAACUCUUUUGCUUUUUCUUAAUCUUGGCAAGUUCAGAAUAAACUGAGAAUAAAACACAAUCAAACCAUACAACUCCAUAAGACAUAACGAGCAACUCCCCAGAGACAUCCAACAUUUUUGGAACAAAACGUAACAAAAUAGUAGCGUUGAUUCUGUGAUGUGUAUUUGCAAAAAGCAAUAUUAAUUCAUUAAAGAAUAAUAUUUAUCCCGCUCUAACCGAGAAAUAAUCAACUUUGUUUUGAACCCAUGAAAAAGAUAAAAAAUUAGGCCAAGAAAAAUUUAAGCGCCUGCCUUGCAUGGUCUUUCAUGUACCUUAUAAAUUUGUAAAGUUUGUAAAGACCUAUUAAAUACUUGCAUAAUUUCGUACGUUCAUAUUUCAGGAAACAUUGAGCUAAGACUUACAUGUAAGAAGUCUAAAUCUACGCCAUAUCCCUUACAAACCCUAACGACAAUUCGCUGAAAUACAAGUUUGCCUGAUAUGUCAUCAAGCAAACAAACGCUGAAGUUAAUAUUUGAUAUGCCGAUUUUCGCAAAUUUUAGACACAUCCCAAAAUAUGCUCCCGAUUUUGAACAUUAAUAUCUCCGUGAAUUUUUAAGUAAAAUACAACUGCAAUAUAUCAAAAUCUAAGUUAGUCCUUCCUCUAUUUAAUGCUAGUUAUUUCUGUUUGAUAGCUUUACUUGUUUAGAAGUUAUUAUAAAUCAAACCGGAGUACUUUUUUUGGGACACCCGGUAUAUAUAUAUAUAUAUAUAUAUAUAUAUAUAUAUAUAUAUAUAUAUAUAUAUAUAUAUAUAUAUAUAUAUAUAUAAUUUCCAGUCUUAAAUCCGUCUGACCGUGUAGCUCAGUUGGUAGAGCGUCGAUCUAGUAAUUCGAAGGUCGCGGGUUCAAGACCCAGCCGCGGCAGACAACAUCUUUCUGCUUGCGCUGGGUAUGAAAAUUAUAUAAUACACACUCUAGAACAUUUUCAUCUUAACAUAUUACAGAGUGUACAAUUACACAACUAACAUAUAUAUAUAUAUAUAUAUAUAUAUAUAUAUAUAUAUAUAUAUAUAUAUAUAUAUAUAUAUAUAUAUAUAUAUAUAUAUAUAUAUAUAUAUAUAUAUAUAUAUAUAUAAUUAGGUUUCGUUGUUUACAAAAACAUUUGGCAGAGUGCUCAAUGGAUAUCCAGAGCAUAAUUAAAUAAGUGCAACGACUCAACAAAUUCCACUAGGCAUCUUUAUUACUACUAGUUUCGUACCACAAGAUGUGGCACUCAUCAGAUAAAUUAGCCUAUCCUAUAUAUAUAUAUAUAUAUAUAUAUAUAUAUAUAUAUAUAUAUAUAUAUAUAUAUAUAUAUAUAUAUAUAUAUAUAUAUAUAUAUAUAUGUAUAUAGAUAAAGUUAAAAUAAACCUGGUUUACUUCAUAAGAUUUAUAUUCACUACAAACUUGUUUCGUAUGACAAGCAAUGCUUGCCACACUCAUCAGGUGAAUUUAAAUGUCACGCUAUGUUGUUGCUAAGGUUAUAUAUACUAUAUACAUGUUUGACGUAAACGGAAUGUUCAAGUAUUAAAUUACGUAUAGAUUACAUAUAUAUAUAUACAGAUUAUAUUAAGUAAUGUAUAUUGCUUAAGAGAAAUUUGUUUCUAUGUCUGCAUUUCGACAAAAGUUCACUUCUUGAAUUUAAAGAACAAAGUUCAGGGUGGUAGAUUAUGAUGACUUUUUCAUGUGUACAAAGACUGCAGCGUUUCGUUGUGUUGUUGUAGCUCUUGCAUUGCUUAAUAAUACGCCAGUUUAUGGAGUACUUGACCUUCGACUCUUUAAGUUGCCAGAUGUAUUUGCUCAGCUCUGUGGCAUUUCUAUACUUGCUUAAUCUGAAUGAGCUAUUGUGGCAAUAAUAUCUGGAUUUAAACUGUCCUUCAGUAUGUCCGACAUACGAUUCCUUUUGAUUCGUAUCGUUCCUAACAACCGUUGCUUGGUAUACUACGCUGGAUGUUAGACAUUCACCGGGCAGUGGACACGAGGACUUAUUCCUGCAAUUGCAUUGUCUUAGUUUCGUGCUGCAUGUUGACGCAUCUGUUGAGGUGAGCUUAUUUACUGCAGAUUUAUUGUGCCCAGAAAUUAUAUUACGAAUGUUGGGCAUGCAACUGUAACUCAGCUUCAAGGUAUUUCUGUUAAAUAUUUUAUGGAGAGGAUUGUUUUUAGGGAAGCAAUCAUCAAUUGCUUGGAGGAAUUUGUGUCCGAUAUUCGUUUUGACAUUAGAGUUGUAAGGUGGAUUAAACCAUAUAACGUUUCUGUUUCUAGUGCGUUUUGUCUUUGCAUGCUGGGGAUUGUAUUUUAACUUGUAGUUGUAACCACUCUUAUGUAAAGCAUCUUGGUAUGGAGGACAAGCUGAAUUAAAUGCUUGUUCGUCAGACGAGAUGUUGGACAAUCGAUUGUUAAUUGCAUCAGGAAUUGCCUUUAAAACUGCGGGUGGGUGAUUACUCUGACGAUGGACAUAUUGAAGCGUAUUUCCCGGUUUCAUGUACGGUUUAAAUGAGGAAGUUCUUAGAUCAAAUGUGACAUCUAGGUAUAAUUGACACAUUUUUUGUUAGCUUCGAUUGUAAUCUUUAAAUUAUGUUCAUUAAAAGUUCUGCAAAUUUGCUUCUUGAUAUUUUCUGUUGCUCUCGGUUGUUUGUCAAACGCUGCAAGGCCAUCGUCUCUGUAGAGACCAAUAUCAUUUCGAUAUUCUGGAGGAAGUUUGGAUAGUAGGAAUAAACCAACUAGCUCGCAUGUUUCCGCACCAUCAAAACUGCCCAUGUCGUUACAUCAAAGAGGCUAUCUGACUCUUUCUUGCGCCAAGUUUGAUUUCUGCUGAAGAGAACUGAUUUCUUCGCCUGCAUUAUCAUGUGCUUCCCCUCAUCGUUGAUGGUGUUGAACGGGGAAGCAAAGGUUAAGGCAUUAAGAAGCAGCUCUUCGGUAAUGGAUGGGUAAAAAUGUACGAUAUCAAAACAAAUGAACGAACGAGAUGACUUGUUAGGUAAAUUCUUAAACCAUGAAAUAACAGAGUUUGUGUUUUUCCAUUGAUUUAAGUUAGUAUGGAUCAAAAUAUUUGAAUUGAUACUUUGCAGGAGUUGUUUACUGAUGACACCGAUUUCUGAUUUGGAAGGGUUGAUUAGUCUACAGGUUGGAUUGUUCUGAAAAUUUGGUUUAUCACCCACCCGCAGUUUUAAAGGCAAUUCCUGAUGCAAUUAACAAUCGAUUGUCCAACAUCUCGUCUGACGAACAAGCAUUUAAUUCAGCUUGUCCUCCAUAUCAAGAUGCUUUACAUACGAGUGGUUACAACUACAAGUUAAAAUACAAUCCCCAGCAUGCAAAGAACAAACGCACUAGAAACAGAAACGUUAUAUGGUUUAAUCCACCUUACAACUCUAAUGUCAAAACGAAUAUCGGACACAAAUUCCUCCAAGCAAUUGAUGAUUGCUUCCCUAAAAACAAUCCUCUCCAUAAAAUAUUUAACAGAAAUACCUUGAAGCUGAGUUACAGUUGCAUGCCCAACAUUCGUAAUAUAAUUUCUGCGCACAAUAAAUCUGUAGUAAAUAAGCUCACCUCAACAGAUGCGUCAACAUGCAGCACGAAACUAAGACAAUGCAAUUGCAGGUAUAAGUCCUCGUGUCCACUGCCCGCUAAAUGUCUAACUUCCAGCGUAGUAUACCAAGCAACGGUUGUUAGGAACGAUACGAAUCAAAAGGAAUCGUAUGUCGGACAUACUGAAGGACAGUUUAAAUCCAGAUAUUAUUGCCACAAUAGCUCAUUCAAAUUUGAGAUUAAGCAAGUAUAUAGAAAUGCCACAGAGCUGAGCAAAUACGUCUGGCAACUUAAAGAGUCGAAGGUCAAGUACUCCAUAAACUGGCGUAUUAUUUUAGCAAUGCAGUCUUUGUACACAUGAAAAAUUCAUCAUAAUCUACCACCCUGAACUUUGUUCUUUAAAUUCAAGAAGUUAACUUUUGUCGAAAUGCAGAUAUAGAAACAAAUUUCUCUUAAGCAAUAUACAUUACUUAAUAUAAUCUGUAUAUAUAUAUGUAAUCUAUACGUAAUUUAAUACUUGUGAAUAAAUCUUAUGAAGUAAACCAGGUUUAUUUUAUCUUUAUCUAUAUUAGCUCUAUACUUCGGCCGGUAUAUCGAGCACUCUACUCAUAUAUGAUUCUAAAUACAUAUUUGGUAUAUAUAUAUAUAUAUAUAUAUAUAUAUAUAUAUAUAUAUAUAUAUAUAUAUAUAUAUAUAUAUAUAUAUAUAUAUACGAGUAGGUUUGUGAUAUAUAGACGAGUAGGUUUGUGUAUACGAAACGCAAAGAGUGCUCAAUAUCAUAAAGAUAGAGCAAAUGUAGAAUUUCGCUUACCUCAAAAUUCCGCAACAGUCUGUUUCAUCAGUAAAGAAUCAUCAGAUACCGCCUGAUGAUUCUUUACUGAUGAAACAGACUGUUGCGGAAUUUUGAGGUAAGCAAAAUUAUAUAUAUAUAUAUAUAUAUAUAUAUAUAUAUAUAUAUAUAUAUAUAUAUAUAUAUAUAUAUAUAUAUAUAUAUAUAUAUAUAUAUAUAUAUAUAUAUAUGAAUGGGUGUGAGGUACCAUGUCUGGAUAGUGUAUGAACUUGGCUUUGGGAUUUCUUCAGACAUAAAAAUACACAAAGUAUAUUUUCCAAACGUUUCGCCUUUUACGGCUUCUUCAGUGGAAUGUUUUUUACAAUAAUAUUUCCUCCUAUAAAAAACAUUCCACUGAAGAAGCCGUAAAAGGCGAAACGUUUGGAAAAUAUACUUUGUGUAUUUUUAUGUCUGAAGAAAUCCCAAAGCCAAGUUCAUAUAUAUAUAUAUAUAUAUAUAUAUAUAUAUAUAUAUAUACGUGAAUUGUUGCAUUUUUUCGCACUAAAUUGUUUAACCGUUCGCCUUCUAGAGCUACUUAAGGUGGCGACACCAAUAUUGCCACUUGUCCAAAUUGAGGAUAUUAGGUUUAAACAUAUUAUGGAGCGUCAUAAAAUAUUUUAAUGGUAAAUGGCUACAUAUCUUUUCUAAAACUUGUUAGUUAGUUGUAGCCAAAAUCGCAAAUUAAUUUUCUGUAAAAAUAAUGAAGCAAUCCCCAGAAAAGGGGAAAGACUAGCGCCGAAAUCCCAACAUUUCCUCUUUCAUGGAACAAAUUGAACGGAAAACAGCAAAUUUAAGGCAUUUUCCCAACCUUAGCUUGCCUUUGUCAAUUUGCCAGGGAUUUUUCAUCUUUUUUAUUAAUUUCUACAAGAAACAAAAGUUUAAUAAUAGAGAUAAAAAAAUUUUGUUUUUGAGCAAAAAGGUGGGUAGAAACUUUAGAAAUCUUUCUGCAAAGUUUGCAUUAUUUUUAACCUAAUUUCUGUAAUUCGCCACCAAGUAUCGCAAGUAUCUCUAGAAGCCGAACGGUUAAGUAUUUUGGUGAGAUAAAUACUACGAUUGAUUUAAUAUGAUUGUUUUUCAACCCACUGCAAAAAAUUUGAACCUUUGAUUAAAUAUAGCGAAGUAAUACCACCAAAUAUGACAGAGGGCAUUUUUGGGGGGGCACCCUGUAUAUAUAUAUAUAUAUAUAUAUAUAUAUAUAUAUAUAAGAAUAUUCAUAAAAAAAUAUCGUGUUAUCAUGACAACUACUUUACUAACUUUAGAUACUUCAUGUUCGAAAAAUACAAUGGUUUUGUCAGCAAGGCGAGGGUCUCUGCAUGCUUGUAUUUUCUAUCCAGUGUUUUAUUCUAAUUUGUUGACCAUCUAAUCCACGAGCCAACGGCGCAGAGCGCCGUUGCGGGUGUAAGCCCAGGGCGAGGGUAGAAAUGGCUGACAUCAUUAAUAAAGCCCGCAUCAGACAACGCUCUGUUGUCAUCACCAGUGGCGUAGCUGGCUCAAAAUAAUCAUCCCGCCGAAGUUUCAAUACAUCUCCAUUUAAUUAAACAGGAAUAUUUUGCCUUGCUAAGGAACCCCAUAGACCGAUGCACGUGCAAAUCACGCUACACGGGUAAUUUGACCCUUAGAAUCGAUUUCCGACGUUUCCCGAGUGCUAGCAUUGUUUUGGAUAUUUGAACUUGAACCUCCGGUCACAGCUCUCGCGUAAAAUUUAGAUAUUUUGAAAUACCGAAAUAAAAGUGCAAAUCUGCAGAUACAAGCUUGAACAUAACACUCUAAAUAGUCUGUUAUAUUAUGAUUCGAACACGACUAAUACCAAAAUGAAACGUUGAAAGUAGCCGAAGUUAUAUAAUUUCGGCGAAAGGUAUAUAUGGCUUAUUAAAUAGUGAUACAUUGUUUACAUCGGUUCGAGUAUAUUGUAUAUAGAAAUGGUUAGUUUGCAUUGUUCGAGUUUGGCUAGUUUAUAAUUAUGACUAUUUUACAUUGUUCAAUUACAUAAUAUCUUUCAAGCGGAAUUUUUUGGUGGUAUUUUCGUAUUUCUACUGCAAAUACUCGCGGAGUUCUUUAGUAUAUGGAAUUGAGUUGACAACCUCCGCCUUUAUGAAAUAGCGGGACUUCGGCAUUAAAAACAGCCGUUCUGAGCAUGCGCUGCGCCAAUUAUCCAAUCAGAAACUAGAAUUUCUUGUAUAAAAUAGUAUUGCAUAUCCCGCCAUAUGAAAAUCAGCGGAACACGAGACAUGCGAUUCACGAAUUGCGUGAGUAAGCAAUAAUUGCGUGGAAAUUAGCUAAUUUUGGGUUUCAGAGGUCAAAGAGCAGACAGCAACAUUGCGUAAACUAUAAAUAAAUAAAUGAAAGCACUGAAAAAUGAUCAUAAUUAUAUAAAUUUUCAGAAUAAGAAAAGCUGUUAAUUUGGCUUCACUAUAAAGCAUUUCCUCAUUUUUUUAUGAAAUUUCUAGUCCCGCCAGGCGGGACAGCAGGACCGCUAGCUACGCCACUGGUCAUCACCCUACUUGAUCUCAAGGAUGCUUUCGGCGAAGUCCACCACAAUCUCAUCCAAUCAGUACUCGACUACCACCACAUCCCACAGCACAUAAAAUUCGUUGUAAAAAGUUUAUACACUGAUUUCCAAACCUCAAUAAUUACCUCCGAAUUCCGCACCCCUUUUAUAUCUGUUGGCCGUGGCGUAUUGCAAGGAGAUUGCAUCAGUCCUCUUCCUUUCAAUAUGUGUUUAACACUUUCAUCUAGCAUAUCAAAGCUGAAAAGUACCGUCAGUUUGGCUUCUCGUUCAAGCUAUUAAAUCCUAUCCACUGGUUCCAGUUCGCUGAUGACGCAGCCGUAAUCACUGGCCAAGAAUCUGCAAACCAACAUCUCUUAAAUCGUUUUUCCAUCUGGUGCCAAUGGUCUAAUAUGAUUAUCAGAGUCGAUGAAUGUAGUAUCUUUGGCAUCAAGAAAGCCAUUACAAAAUCAGUCCAAUAUUUGCCUGAACUCCUCAUUAACAAUUAUCUGAUACCAACAAUAAAGAUUGGAGAAGCAUUUCAAUAUUUAGGACGUUACUUUGAUUUUAACAUGUCGAAUAAUAACCACAAGACUGAACUAACCACUCUCGUUAAUGAACUAAUGACUCAUAUUGACUUGAAGCCACUCCACCCAAGAAAUAAGCCUCUCGUGUACAAUCGUUAUGUCUUACCCAAAUUAUCCUGGCAUUUCACCAUCGCAACACUUUCUAAAACAUGGGUUAUUAAAAAUAUUGAUCCCGUAUAG